CCAGGCGCUGCUGUUGACAUUCCUGCUCCCACUGGCGCUGCUAACACACACGGGUCCUGUCCACCAGCGGUACAGGAAAUUUAUGGUUUUGAGUCGCCUCUGCUUAUAACCGCUGGCCUGCACAUCUCGCGGAGUUUAUUGUUUUUAAUCACACUAAGUUGUCGCAGAUUCUUGCCCGACUCGGCUAUAGGAAGCAUGACGUGUCUGGCAUACCUAGCUGUGACGUGCGUCCUAGUGAGUACCACAGCCAUAACAGCGACCACAGAGCCUCCACCACCCACCACCACACUCCCUGACACCACAGACGAGCCCACAACAGACACCUCCUCCAACAGCACCAAGGAAAGGGGCACCAACCGUAUCCUGAACUACGGGGCCGUUUCUGGAAGCAGUUUUGGGGUAUUUGAAUAUGAUACCCACCACUCUGCUUAUCCCCACCCCCUUCCCGGCCCUGGUCCUAUCCCUCACCCUAGGCCACCCUUCCUCCCUGGUCUCCCUGCCCCGGGCCACAUCCCACCCCACCAUCCUCCCUUCCCGCCGCACAAUGGCAUCUAUCCCGCCACGAGCUCCUGCAAGUACUACUGUCCUGGCCGCUGGCAUAAUCAAAUCUACUGCUGUGAUAACUCGCCUUCCUACCUGGGCUUCAAGUGCCCAAAGGUGCGUGACAGCUGUCCUGGCUCGCACUUCUUCCGCCAUCUGAGGUCUUGCUCCGAGGACAGAAACUGCUACUUCGGGGAGAAAUGUUGCCUGGACGCCUGUAUUGGUCGCCACGUGUGCAAGGCUCCUGAGAGACGAUAGGGAACCGCGUUUUAGGGAUAUAUGUGUAUAAAGUACGCAGGGACGCCUCCACAGUGGGGUCAUAUGCUGCUC
This is a messenger RNA of Portunus trituberculatus (swimming crab), 870 nucleotides long. RefSeq lists its product as uncharacterized. The transcript is spliced from 3 exons. The coding region runs from base 196 to 798 and encodes 200 amino acids. The record is from RefSeq and is a predicted model, not a curated record. Lineage: Eukaryota; Metazoa; Arthropoda; Malacostraca; Decapoda; Portunidae.